AUGGCUUUCAUUCUUCUUGCUAUCAAUCAAUUCCAGCUUUACAACUUCUGGCAUUACCAUAUCAUCCAAAACUAUUUGAGUUUGAAUAUUGUCGCGCGUUCAAUCAUGUCAUUCCCAUAUAAGCAUGUUCUCCUCAUCGGCGCGACUUCAGGUAUCGGAAGGGCAAUGGCUGAUCUCUUUCUUUCUCAAGAGAUCUGCGUCACAGCCGUAGGUCGCCGUCAAGACCGUCUCGAUGAUUUCGUCUCCAAGCAUACCACUGGCAAGGCUACCAGCAUCACCUUCGAUGUCGCCAAUAUCUCUGGAAUCCCUAACUUUAUCAAAAAUGCUCUCCAACAACAUCCAACCAUCGAUGCAAUCUUCCUCAAUGCCGGUGUCCAAUCCCGCUUCUUCUUCAACAACCCAUCAUCGGUCGACCUAUCCAACUUUGAUAAGGAAUUCUUGGUCAACUUUACAUCGGUUGUCCAUAUGACACACGCUAUACUACCCCAUCUUCUGGCUCGCGACACCCCAACAGCGCUUAUCUAUACCGGCUCACACGUGAGCUUGAUUCCGGCGCCUCCAAUGCCAGCGUAUUGCGCUUCUAAGGCGGCAUUGGAGUCGUUCAUGACGUCGGUACGCGUCCAGCUGGAAUGCACAAACGUGAGUGUGAUACAUCUCUCUCCGGGCCCCGUACAAACGGAGAUCCACCACAAGGAGAUGGGAGAGGCCAGGGGAAAGGGAUUUGGCAUGCCACUUGAGGUCUACACGAAAGCGACAUGGGAGAAAAUGCAAAAGGGUGAUAAGAAUGUAUUUGUCGGCCCUGUGGGAGGCAGUAGCGAGGAACAGUUGGCGGAGAUUGUGGAGAAAAGAGAAGCUGCCAUUGGUAGGAUGGUGGAGCUCAUAAAGAGGAUGAUGGGUUGA
Molecule: messenger RNA, 900 nt
Organism: Periconia digitata
Lineage: Eukaryota; Fungi; Ascomycota; Dothideomycetes; Pleosporales; Periconiaceae
Source: the annotation of a GenBank genome assembly